AAGUAAGAAUUUGGUGGACCAAAACGUCCGAUCUUACAGCUUAGUGGAAGUCGUUUGGUUUAAUGUUGAAGCUUUGCAGGCUAACGUAACUUCGCUUUGUUUAGCUUAGCUCGCUAGCCAAGACACGUGAACGCAUUUCGAUUGCUUUGACUUUAUGCCACUUGUAAAUUUUGUUUUAAAGGGCGGGGGAUAUGGAUGGAAGAAACGAGACUUUCCGAAACAAUGAACCACUUUUGAGACAGUUGCCCUAAAUUAAAUCACUGUUUCGAGGUGUUUGACACACUGCAAGACCUCCAUCGACUGGAUAAACAGUGCAUGUUUCAUUUUUUAAACUAAAGUUGUCAAAUUGCCUCAUACAUAUCUUCAAUAGAAUUAAGUGGAUGUCUUCUAUUUCAACUGUGAGAUCGUGUUGUCAUUAAGUGUGAUUUACACAAAGUUGACGUUUCAAAGGCUGUGUCAUUGCUUUGUCUGUGAAGAUGUGAUCAAAGCAGUAUUUGUGAUAAACGACAGUGCUAGUCUGUAAGUGGCUCGUCCUAGGUGUCGGAGAGUAACUGUAUUAAGUUUUUUUUUAAUAUUACAAUACAGUAAGCACAGGAAUAUUAUUUAUUGCAUACUGUAAGGAUUUCCAAAAUCAUAAGAUGGAUAUAACUGAGCCGAAUAAAAGAAAGGAAAGGAUGCGACAAAAUAAUCCUGACCGAAGGCGAACGCAAUCAAAAACAUCAAGCUGAAAAGGAGAGACGUGGAAAUGAGAUGAGGUGAGAAAAUCCAGGCCACGAAGAGCAACUGUAAAAAGAAAAUGAGGGUCAUUUCCUGCUGAGUAUGAGUCACUGCCUAUAGACCCUACCCACGUGACGUCACAACUCCUUCCUCCUGACUGGUGCCGCCCACUUGUCCGUCAACACAUCAUGUUUCCCUGUUACGGCUACGUACAUUCCUCCUAUUUACGACGUGUUUUUCUGCUCGUUAACAUUAAUAAUCAAAAUGGUGAAGGCGUGUGUGGCGGUCGGUUGCAAUAACAGAGAAGAUAGACGGAGAAGACGGAGAGAAUUGAAGUUCUACCGGAUUCCGAGAGACCCGGAGAGAAGAGAGCGAGAUGGGCUGCUGAAAUUUGACGAGAAAACUGGGCUCCAAACGAUUACCACAGAUUAUGUAGUAGUCAUUUUAUAUCUGUAUCCCGCAGAAGUCACUAUUAAAGAGCUUCACCCUCAGAAGCGCGAUCCACUCCACGUUAAACAGGAGGAGUCGGAGAUUACGUACAUUAAACAGCAGGAGGAGCCAGAGACCCCCAGUAUUAAAGAAGAAGAACAGGAAGAUGAAAUCACUAAGUGUCCAAUGACUGUCAGUGUGAAGAGUGAAGAAGACGAAGGUCCAAGCAAAGAGAGUGGGGAAGCAAAACCUUCGAGCGACAGCUCAUUUCAACACCUGACACCAAAAGGAGAGGGCCGAUUGACCUCUGACGGUUUGUUAGCGCCGCUCUCAGAGAGUGACGACGUGACUUCACACUCUUCUGAUUUUAACACUGACGAGGAAGAUGAGGAAUUUGACCAAGAUGCUUCAGAAUUCUUAAACAAGUCCUCAUUGAAAAGCAGCACAAAAGUGGUUGGGAAACCUUUUACCUGCUCACUUUGUGAUAAAACAUAUUCUCUGAAACAUCACUUAAAAAGACACAUGCUUACACACACUGGGGAGAAGCCUUUCGCUUGCUCAUUUUGCGAUAAAAGAUUCAUUGUGAAAAAAGAUUUAAACGAUCACAUAAGAACACACACUGGAGAGAAGCCUUUCGCUUGCUCAUUCUGCGAUAAAAGAUUCGUCAGGAAAACACAUUUAAACGAUCACACUGCAGUACACACUGGAGAGAAGCCUUUUCCCUGCUCAGUUUGCCAUAAAAGAUUCUCUCGGCAAGAACUACUAAACCGUCACUUUAAAACACACACUGGAGAGAAGCCUUUUCAAUGCACAUCUUGUGGUAGAGCAUUCACUUUUAAGGGAUGUUUAAAGAGACACACACUCACACACACUGAAGAGAAGCCUUUUGUCUGCACAAGUUGUGGUAAAAGAUUCAUCGCGAAAGAAGUUUUUAUAAACCACACAAGAACACACAGUGGAGAGAAGCCUUUUGCCUGCUCUCGCUGCGAUAAAAGAUUUUGUAAGAAGCAUGAUUUAACAAUACACACGCGUACACACACUGGAGAGAAGCCUUUUGCCUGCUCUCGCUGCGAUAAAAGAUUUUGUACGAACCAUGAUUUAACAAGACACACACGUACACACACUGGAGAGAAGCCUUUUGCCUGCUCCCGCUGCGAUAAAAGAUUUUGUAUGAAGCAAGCGUUAACAAGACACACACAAACACACACUGGAGAGAAGCCUUUUUCCUGUUCUCGUUGCUAUAAAAGAUUUUGUUCGAAGCAAGCGUUAACAAAACACACGCGUACGCACACCGGGUGAAAAGGCUUUUCUCUGCACACUUUGUGGUAAAAGAUUUACAAGUAGCUGCUGAGGGAUGCUGAUCUUUUGUUAUUGCUGUAUCAGUUCGCAUCCGCACAUCAUCUGAAACAAUCACGUAAACUCGACCUUAGUAUUCGACCACAAUUGAAAACGCACAAUAAACAGUACAAAAGGGGUUACAGUGGGGCAAAUAUUUAGUCAACCACUAAUUGUGCCAGUUCUCCCACUUGAAAAUAUUUGCAAAUCAUGCUGGAAAAUAAGUAUUUGGUCAAUACCAAAAGUUAAUCUCAAUACUUUGUUAUGUACCCUUUGUUGGCAAUAACGGAGGCCAAACGUUUUCUGUAACUCCUAACAAGCUUUUCACACACUGUUGCUGGUAUUUUGGCCCAUUCCUCCAUGCAGCUCUCCUCUCAAGCAGUGAUGUUUUGGGGCUGUCGUUGGGCAACACGGACUUUCAGCUCCCUCUACAGAUUUUAUAUGGGGUUGCGAUCUGGAGACUGGCUAGGCCACACCAGGACCUUGAAAUAUUUCUUACGAAGCCACUCCUGUGUUGCCCUGGCUGUGUGUUUGGGAUCAUUGUCAUGCUGAAAGACCCAGACACGUCUCAUCUUCAAUGCUCUUGCUGAUGGAAGGAAAUUUUUACACAAAAUCUCUCGAUACAUGGCCCCAUUCAUUCUUUCCUUUACACAGAUCAGUCGUCCUGGUCCCUUUGCAGAAAAAUGGCCCCAAAGCAUGACGUUUCCACCCCCAUGCUUCACAGUGGGUAUGGUGUUCUUCAGAUGCAAUUGAGUAUUCUUUCUCCUCCAAACACGAGAACCUGUGUUUCUACCAAAAAGUUCUAUUUUGGUUUCAUCUGACCAUAAUUCUCCUAGUCCUCUUCUGUAUCAUCCAAAUGCUUUCUAGCAAACCGCAGACGGGACUGGACGUGUACUUUCUUCAGCAGGGGGACACGUCUGGCAGUGCAGGAUUUGAGUCCCUGGCGCCGCAUUGUGUUACUGGUAGUAGCCUUUGUUACUGUGGUCACAGCUCUGUGUAGGUCAUUCACUAGGUCUCCCCGUGUGGUUCUGGGAUUUUUGCUCCCCGUUCUUGUUAUCAUAUUGACGCCUCGGGGUGAGAUCUUGCAUGGAGCCCCAGAUCGAGGGAGAUUAUCAGUGGUCUUGUAUAUCUUCCAUUUUCUAAUAAUUGCUCCCACAGUUGAUUUCUUUGCACCAAGCGAAGAGUGAAGAGUUACAGAAAAUGUUUGGCCUACGUUAUUGCCAACAAAGGGUACAUAACAAAGUACUGAGCUGGAUGAAGAUAUUUUUAUUGUCAAUCUACUUCUAUUGUUGUCAAAAUUCUACAUCCACAAAUGUAAGUUCAGCAAGCUGUGACCAUCUUUUUCUCAUUUCCACAAUGAAACGGUAUGCUACAUAAAUCUGUUGAAAAAAAUCAAAGAAUAGGAAAGCGGAGAAAAUAAUUUAUAUUUGUGAACAGUUACGACUUUUUUGUGAAUAGUUGAUUAUCGUAUUAUUCAUCAAAUUUUUUUCCCUCUGAUAUGUAAUGUUUGGUAUGUUUAUACCCCCUGGCAUAUUUGUGUUUGUAUUCUUUUGUUUUUUGGUUUGUAUUAGUAUUGUCUAUAUUGUUGUGUUUGUAUUGUUGUUUAUUUUGUUGUUGUUGUCAAUAAAAUAAAUAAAACAAAGACAUUGAUAUAACUUUCUGUGAAAUUGACAUGGAAAAAAUUAUUGCAUUUAUUUUUGAAUGUAAAAACAAAACAGUUGGACUGCUUUUGAAAUUUUUUUUCAUGAUUCAACUGGCCCCAUAACUUGAAUUGAAAAGACAUUAUUUGUAACUGCACUGAUCCCACCGAUAAGUUUUUUUGGUUGGUUUUUUUGUUUUUUUUUUGCGUUAAUGAGUAGUAAUUAAUUUUUUUAAUUAAUCACGUUAAAAUAUUUGACGCAAUGGCGUACCGCAAGCAACAUGUCACUUCCGCUCAUUAAUAUUCAUGACAUUAGCUACUGUUGCUAAGUAGGGACAAGCCACCGUUUGUCCCUAAUAGGAAAUGAAUGGAAAUCGUGUACGAAGGAGAUGUUUACAGAGCUAAACCUACCAAUUCUCUCCGAAAAUGGUGUGCCUGGUGCCAAAUUGACUGGCAAAGAUGUGGAAGGACAUAAAAAUGUCCAAUUAAAGAGAUGGCUUGAAUGUCAAAGGCUGAAAAAGUAAAAAAAAAAAAAAAAAACAAUAAGCAUAGCUUUAGCUUUUUUAUCGACGCGACUGACAAUGACAUUCUCCUGUUUGAACAAGCUAUCCCAAACCGUCAGCCCUGUCUUUCUUAUAUAUCCUUUGGUUGUCCUACGUCUCUUACCGUUUUUGGGGGUAAUUUAGUUAGCUUUGUGUAGCGAUCGCAAAUGCUACUCAGUGAUGCCAACGAACACUUGUAAUUUUUUCAUUGAUAACGCAUCUUAAUUCUAUAAUUUAUUUUCACUUCCCCCUUACUAAAGUUGUUUUAUAUAUAUAACAGAAACGGUAACAGUGGCAGUCAGAUACCAUUGUAAUUCUUUUCAGAAACGGUAACAGUGGCGGUCAGAUACCAUUGUAAUUCUUUUCAAGUCAAUCAUGGUCAGACAGAAGCAGUACAGCACAACGUUAACGCUAAAAAAAUAAGUUAAAAAUAUAAAAAUGGCCUACCUCUUUGUCCUCUGAAAGACCAUGCCAACCCAACAUAAUGUUUAAUGCAUAUGAAAUGUGAAUGGAUUCACCGAGCUGGUGUUAAAGUCCGCGCAAGUUGAUUCAGUCUUUGCAUUUUUUCCUCCCGAGUUUU
Messenger RNA from Corythoichthys intestinalis (scribbled pipefish), 5242 nucleotides. Its product is annotated as oocyte zinc finger protein XlCOF6.1-like. The transcript has 4 exons. The coding region runs from base 982 to 2445 and encodes 487 amino acids. The record is from RefSeq and is a predicted model, not a curated record. Lineage: Eukaryota; Metazoa; Chordata; Actinopteri; Syngnathiformes; Syngnathidae.